Peromyscus californicus insignis is the source of this 10399-nucleotide messenger RNA. It is a transcript of the gene Sdk1, whose product is annotated as sidekick cell adhesion molecule 1. Gene Ontology annotation, molecular function: protein binding. Lineage: Eukaryota; Metazoa; Chordata; Mammalia; Rodentia; Cricetidae. The coding region runs from base 1 to 6582 and encodes 2193 amino acids. The record is from RefSeq and is a predicted model, not a curated record. The transcript is spliced from 45 exons.
AUGGCCCGCGCCCGGCCCUCCGUGGCGGGCGGCGGCGGUGCGGCGCCCCCUGAGCGUGCGGGGCCCGGGCGGCCGCGGAAGAGCCGGACCGGCUACCACUGCGACCCCGAGCGCCCCGGGCUGCGAGCGGCGCCCCAGACCCCCGGGCCGGGCGCGGGCCGGCGGGCGGCAAAGUUGAGGCCGGGCCGCGGGUGGUGGGCGCUGCUGUUGCUCCAGCUGCACUUGCUGCGGGUGCUGGCGCAAGAUGAUGUUGCACCGUAUUUCAAGACAGAGCCAGGCCUGCCACAGAUCCACCUAGAAGGGAACCGCCUUGUCCUCACCUGCCUGGCUGAAGGGAGCUGGCCUCUGGAAUUCAAGUGGACACACAACGACAGUGAGCUCACCACCUACAGCAACGAAUAUAAGUAUAUCAUCCCCUCUUUACAGAAGCUGGAUGCCGGGUUUUACCGCUGCGUGGUGCGGAACAGGAUGGGAGCUCUCUUGCAGAGGAAAUCAGAAGUACAAGUGGCAUAUAUGGGGAAUUUCAUGGAUACAGACCAGAGGAAAACAGUUUCUCAAGGACAUGCGGCGAUUCUAAACUUAGUGCCCAUCGUCAGCUGCCCCAGACCGCAAGUGACGUGGUUUAGAGAGGGACACAAGAUUAUUCCAAGCGGCAGAAUAGCCAUCACACUGGAGAAUCAGUUGGUGAUCCUCGAUACAAAAGAGAGUGACGCUGGGGCUUACUAUGUGCAGGCUGUGAACGAGAGGAACGGAGAGAACAAGACAAGCCCCUUCAUCCACCUGAGCAUAGCACGAGAUACUGGCACCCAUGAAGCCAUGGCCCCUGUCAUCGUGGUUGCCCCGGGCAACAGAAGUGUGGUAGCAGGGUCCAGUGAGACUACCUUGGAGUGCAUAGCCAAUGCCAGGCCUGUGGAGGAGCUGAGUGUGCACUGGAAGAGAAACGGAGUUCGACUCACAAGUGGACUGCACAGCUAUGGGAGGCGCCUCACCAUCAGCAACCCGACAUCGGCAGACACCGGGCUGUACGUGUGCGAGGCGACACUCCGUGGAAGCGCAUUUGAGCCAGCCAGGGCCAAAGCCUUCCUCUCUAUCAUAGAGCCACCAUAUUUCACUGCUGAGCCAGAGAGUCGGAUUUUAGGUGAAGUGGAAGAAACUGUGGACAUCCCAUGUCGAGCCAUGGGGGUCCCUCUCCCCACCCUCCAGUGGUACAAAGAUGCUGUCCCCCUGAGCAAGCUCCAGAACCCGAGGUACAGAGUGCUCCCCAGCGGAGGCUUGCAUAUUCAGAAACUGAGUCCAGAAGACUCCGGAAUCUUCCAGUGCUUUGCCAAUAAUGAAGGAGGAGAGAUCCAGACCCACACCUACCUGGAUGUGACCAAUAUUGCUCCUGCCUUCACCCAGCGUCCAGUGGACACCAGGGUCACUGACGGGAUGACAGCUGUCCUGAGGUGUGAGGUGUCUGGGGCUCCCAAACCUGCAAUCACAUGGAAGAGAGGGAACCUCAUUCUGGCCAGUGGCUCUGUCCGGAUUCCGAGGUUCAUGCUGCUGGAAUCUGGGGGGCUGCGGAUAGCCCCUGUCUUCAUCCAGGAUGCCGGCAACUACACCUGUUAUGCGGCCAAUACCGAGGCCUCUGUGAACGCAUCGGCCACGCUCACUGUGUGGAAUCGAACGUCCAUCGUUCACCCUCCAGAGGACCGCGUUGUGAUUAAGGGGACGACAGCCACCCUGUGCUGCGGAGCCACCCACGACCCUCGGACCUCUCUCCGCUACGUUUGGAAAAAGGACAACGUGGUCAUCACACCAUCCAGCAGCUCGAGAAUUGUGGUGGAGAAGGACGGGUCCCUUCUCAUUAGCCAGACGUGGUCAGGGGACAUUGGGGACUACACCUGUGAGAUUGUGUCUGAGGGCGGGAAUGACUCCCGCACAGCACGGCUGGAAGUGAUUGAGCUGCCUCACCCACCUCAAAACCUCAUGGCCAGCUUGAGUCCUGAGCGCAGCCACUCAGUGACGCUGUCGUGGGUCCGGCCCUUUGAUGGAAACAGCCCAGUCCUUUACUACAUUGUGCAACUGUCUGAAAACAACUCUCCAUGGAAGGUACAUCUGUCAAAUGUUGGCCCAGAGAUGACAGGCGUCACUGUGAGUGGCUUGACUCCAGCCCGAACCUAUCAGUUCAGGGUGUGCGCUGUGAAUCAAGUGGGCAAGGGGCAGUACAGCACAGAGACCAGCAGGUUGAUGUUACCGGAAGAACCACCAAGUGCUCCCCCAAAAAACAUUGUAGCCAGUGGGAGAACCAACCAGUCCAUCAUGGUGCAGUGGCAGCCACCACCUGAGACAGAGCACAAUGGGGUGCUCCGGGGCUACAUCCUCAGGUACCGCCUGGCUGGCCUGCCCGGGGAACACCAGCAGAGGAACAUCAGCAGCCCAGAGGUAAACUACUGCCUGGUCACUGACCUCAUCAUCUGGACCCAGUACGAGAUCCAAGUGGCUGCCUACAAUGGCGCAGGCCUGGGUGUCUUCAGCAGGGCGGUGACCGAGUACACCUUACAAGGAGUGCCUACAGCACCACCACAGAACGUGCAGGCAGAAGCUGUGAAUUCCACCACCGUGCACUUCCUGUGGAACCCGCCGCCCCAGCAGUUCAUCAACGGCAUCAACCAGGGAUACAAGCUUCUGGCAUGGCCAGCAGAUGCCCCCGAGAUUGUCACUGUCGUCACUAUUGCGCCCGACUUCCAUGGAAUUCACCAUGGGUACAUAACAAACUUGAAGAAGUUCACAGCCUACUUCACAUCGGUCCUGUGCUUUACCACCCCAGGGGAUGGGCCUCCAAGCUCGCCUCAGCUUGUGUGGACCCACGAGGACAAACCGGGAGCUGUGGGGCACCUGAGUUUCACGGAGAUUCUGGACACCUCUCUCAAGGUCAGCUGGCAGGAGCCCCUGGAGAGAAAUGGCAUCAUUAUGGGCUAUCAGAUCUCCUGGGAGGUGUAUGGGAAGAAUGACUCUCGGCUCACACACACCCUCAACAGCACAACCCACGAGUACAAGAUCCAAGGACUGUCAUCUCUCACCACCUACACCAUCGAUGUGGCUGCUGUGACCGCCGCAGGUGUGGGCCUGACCACAUCGUCCACCAUCUCUUCGGGAGUACCCCCAGACCUUCCUGGGGCUCCAUCCAACCUGGUGAUUUCCAACAUCAGCCCUCGCUCAGCCACACUUCAGUUCCGACCCGGCUAUGACGGGAAGACAGCCAUCUGCAAGUGGAUCGUGGAGGGGCAGGUCGGGGCCAUCGGUGAUGAGGAGGAGUGGGUCACCCUCUAUGAGGAAGAGAACGAGCCUGACGCCCAGACGCUGGAAAUUCCAAACCUCACGCCCUACACACACUACAGGUUUCGAAUGAGGCAAGUGAACAUCGUGGGUCCCAGCCCCUUCAGCCAGUCAUCCCGGGUCAUCCAGACCCUGCAGGCCCCACCUGAUGUGGCUCCGACCAGCAUCACUGUCCGAACAGCCAGUGAGACCAGCCUGCGGCUACGUUGGGUGCCGCUGCCUGAUUCCCAGUACAAUGGGAAUCCCGAGUCUGUGGGCUACAGGGUGAAGUACUGGCGUUCAGACCAACCAUCCUCAGCGCUGGCCCAAGUUGUCAAUGACCGGCUGGAGAGGGAGCUGACCAUCGAGGAGCUGGAGGAGUGGACAGAGUACGAACUGCGGAUGCAGGCCUUCAACGCCAUUGGGGCUGGACCCUGGAGUGAGCUGGUGCGCGGUCGCACACGGGAGUCAGUCCCUUCAGCAGCUCCUGAAAAUGUGUCUGCUGAGGCUGUGAGCUCCACCCAGAUCCUGCUGACGUGGGCUUCAGUCCCUGAGCAGGACCAGAAUGGGCUCAUCCUGGGCUACAAGAUUCUGUACCGUGCCAAAGACCUGGAUCCAGAGCCCAGAAGCCACGUGGUUCGAGGGAACCAUACACAGUCUGCCCUGCUAGCUGGCCUGCGCAAGUUUGUGGUGUAUGAGCUCCAGGUGCUGGCGUUCACACGUAUCGGGAACGGGGUCCCUAGCUCGCCCCUCGUCCUGGAGCGUACCAAAGAUGACACCCCAGGUCCCCCCGUGCGGCUGGUGUUCCCUGAAGUGAGGCUAACUGCGGUGCGGAUCGUGUGGCAGCCCCCGGAGGAGCCCAAUGGUGUGAUUCUGGGGUACCAGAUUGCCUACCGCCUGGCCAGCGGCAGUCCUCACACCUUCACCACUGUGGAGGUGGGUGCCACAGUGCGGCAGUUCACAGCCACAGAGCUGGCCCCAGAAUCUGCAUACAUCUUCAGAUUGUCUGCUAAGACGAGACAGGGCUGGGGCGAGCCCCUGGAGGCCACAGUCAUCACCACUGAGAAGAGAGAGAGGCCAGCACCCCCCAGAGAGCUCCUGGUACCCCAGGCUGAAGUGACAGCCCGCAGCCUCCGGCUCCAGUGGGUCCCUGGCAGUGACGGGGCCUCCCCCAUCCGGUACUUCACGGUGCAGGUGCGAGACCUGCCUGGUGGAGAGUGGCAAACCUACUCCUCAUCCAUCAGCCACGAGGCCACAGCCUGUGCCGUCGAAAGGCUGAGGCCUUUCACCUCCUACAAGCUACGCCUGAAGGCCACCAAUGACAUCGGGGACAGUGACUUCAGUGCAGAAACAGAGGCCGUGACCACCCUGCAAGACGUUCCAGGAGAGCCUCCAGGGUCUGUCUCAGCCACACCACACACCACUUCCUCAGUCCUGAUCCAGUGGCAGCCUCCCCGGGAUGAGAGCCUGAAUGGCCUUCUGCAGGGCUACAGGAUCUACUACCGCGAGCUGGAGUCUGAGACUGGCAUGGGCCCCGAGGCCAAGACACUCAAGAGUCCCUCUGCCUUACGUGCUGAACUCACAGCCCAAAGCAGCUUCAAGACUGUGAACAGUAGCUCCACGUUAACGACGUAUGAAUUAACACAUCUGAAGAAGUACCGACGCUAUGAAGUCAUCAUGACCGCCUAUAACAUCAUCGGCGAGAGCCCGGCCAGUGUACCCGUGGAGGUCUUCGUCGGUGAGGCUGCCCCAGCGAUGGCCCCACAGAACGUCCAGGUGACACCCCUCACGGCCAGCCAGCUAGAGGUCACAUGGGACCCACCACCCCCAGAGAGCCAGAAUGGGAACAUCCAGGGCUACAAGAUUUACUACUGGGAGGCAGACAGCCGCAACGAGACUGAGAAAAUGAAGGUCCUCUUCCUCCCUGAGCCCGUGGUGAAAAUCAAGAAUCUCACCAGCCACACCAAGUACCUGGUCAGCAUCUCCGCCUUCAAUGCUGCGGGUGAUGGGCCCAAGAGUGACCCACGUCAGGGACGCACACAUCAAGCCGCUCCCGGGCCCCCCAGCUUCUUGGCCUUCUCAGAAAUAACCUCCACCACACUCAACGUGUCCUGGGGGGAGCCAUCGGCAGCCAACGGCAUCCUACAGGGCUAUCGAGUGGUGUAUGAGCCCUUAGCACCCGUACAAGGUGUGAGCAAGGUGGUGACUGUGGACGUGAAAGGGAACUGGCAGCGCUGGCUGAAGGUGCGGGACCUCACCAAGGGAGUGACCUACUUCUUCCGAGUCCAGGCACGGACCAUCGCCUACGGGCCAGAGCUCCAGGCCAAUGUGACUGCGGGGCCAGCCGAGGGGUCCCCAGGCUCUCCACGAAAUGUCCUCGUCACCAAAUCUGCCUCUGAGCUGACCCUGCAGUGGACAGAGGGACAUGCUGGGAACACUCCCACUACAGGCUAUGUCAUAGAGGCCAGGCCAUCAGAUGAAGGCUUAUGGGACAUGUUUGCAAAGGAUAUUCCCCGGAGUGCUACAUCAUACACCGUGGGCCUGGACAAACUACGGCAAGGGGUGACCUACGAGUUCCGGGUAGUGGCUGUGAACAAGGCAGGCUUUGGGGAACCCAGCCGCCCUUCCACAGCGGUGUCAGCACAAGCUGAAGUCCCCUUCUAUGAGGAAUGGUGGUUCCUGCUAGUAAUGGCGCUCUCCAGCCUCCUCCUCGUCCUCCUGGUGGUCUUUGCACUGGUCCUGCAUGGGCAAAGCAAGAAGUAUAAGAACUGUGGCACAGGUAAGGGCAUCUCCAACAUGGAAGAGUCAGUGACCCUGGAUAACGGAGGGUUUGCCGCCUUGGAGCUCAAUAGCCGUCACCUCAACGUCAAAAGCACCUUCUCAAAAAAGAAUGGAACCAGAUCCCCACCCCGACCAAGCCCUGGAGGCCUGCACUACUCCGAUGAGGACCUCUGCAACAAGUACAAUGGCGCUGUGCUGACCGAGAGUGUGAACCUCAAGGAGAAGUCGGUGGACGGGUCAGAAUCCGAGGCCUCCGACUCAGACUACGAGGAAGCCCUGCCCAAGCACUCCUUCGUCAACCACUACAUGAGCGACCCCACCUACUACAACUCCUGGAAGCGGCGUCCCCCUGCCGCAGCACCGCACAGAUACGAGGCGGUGGCAGGGGCCGAGUCGGGCCCGCACCUGCACACGGUCAUCACCACACAGAGCGCGGGCGGAGUCUACACACCAGCUGGCCCCGGAGCCCGGGCCCCCCUCACUGGCUUCUCCUCCUUCGUGUGACGUCACGCCUCCAUCAGGGUAGACGGGUGCAGAACUUCUGGAGUCUAUUUUUGUUAAGACAAUCAACUCCGAUAACUGAGCUGAAAUUUUUUGUUCCACAAAAAAAUAAUAAUAAUUCUGAUAAGCGAUCUUACCUACUGGUGAAAACUAGGUUUCACUUAGGAAGGUUUUUUUUAAUGGCUUUUUGUAACAUCGCUGCAGGAAGCAGGUUUCUUUGUUUUCUUUUCUUUUUAAGAGAAGGUAUCUCCCUGGUGCACUAGCUCGGCACCGCCGGUGGGGGCGCUCUCGACACACCCCAACCCUGGGCUUCUCAGGCCUCCAAACCAUCGGGGAGGCUAGGGCUGGCAGGAGGGUGGAGGGGGACAGGUAAAUCGCAUCCGCGGCCCACUUCUCUCUCUACCUCCUUUUGGAGAACCAGCCAGCCUGGAUCACUUUCUCCAUCUUAGGACGACUUGAGGCUCCUUGCUCUCGCCUGUGCUUCAGACAGUUGAUCUCCCCCCGCGGGUUCUGUCCGGUUCUCACCAGGGGCCACGCGAUGCCUCUGCGCAAGGGGCCGCGGAGGGCUCAGCUCUGCAGUCCCUCUUUCGGGUGGCGCGACCCUGGGGCUUUUCCCUCGCUCUUCCUCUGUUCUCUCAAGCUGACAGUUACAAGAACAGGAAGUCCCUCCCCAACUGGCUCUGGAGGCCACCCAGGCCCAUCCACGGCCAGCCAGGUCCUUCUGGUGACCACAGCACACAGCACACAGCCCACCCCCGCUGAGCAAAGAGAGGGGCGCAGACGCGUGUUUUUGCAGUUGCUUGUAGCAGGUGUGCAUUGUUGAACCAGAGUAUUUUUUAAAUCUUUUUAUCUUUUUUUAAACUAUGUCACAUGAAAUGAAUGCGUCUUUGCUGUCUCCAGGUGCCUUUUAAUUCAUUGUUCAGCUUUGUACGUGGGAAAGACGAGAAGCGACCGUGUCUCCAAAUAAAACAAUGGGCUCUGAGAAAACAACCCGGGCCACGAGUCACCUAGCACACCCCACACCGGCGCACAGUGGGGACAGCCCUUCCCUCCCCCCCCCAUGUCCCGCUUCUGACCCCCCCCUCCCCGUGCUGCUUCCUCCACCCUGCCGUCCAAGGCCAGCGUUUUAGCCUUAACAGGUUUUCUGAAAACAUUUUUCUUUAAUUUUCACUAUUUCAAUGUUUUUGGCUAAAUGCAAAGAGUAGCAGCUAAGUGGCACUCAGACCCCAUGAGCGUCCUGCCGCCCCUAGCCCAGGCUUGGGAUCUGGAUGUGACCAGCUGGCUCUGGCCAUGGUGUGGCCCAGAGCUGGGGUGGCUCCGUGAAACCACAUCCUGGAGCACUCAGAGCCAGUGAGAAAGGUCUGUCCUCCCAGUGACCUUGGCACCCUGUGGAGGGGACUGGCUGUUUAAUGUCACCAGUAGGGGACUUUGUAGCCCUUUACCUUCCCUGAGAGGCAGAGGACUUGGAUCUUGUCUUGACUCGGAUGCCUAGGAAGUUACUGGUAUGGCCCCAGGACACCAGAAGUUCUUUCUGCUUGGGAGAAAAAAAAAAAAAUUAAAGGCCUUUCAGUUUUUCCAAAACCCACAAUAAAAAAAUUCCAGCCCUCCUCUUCCCUUCUCCUCUUCGUUCCUUCUUUCCCUCUCCCUCCCCUUUUCCUUCCUUCCCCCCUUCUUUUUUUGUUUUUGUUUUUUGUUUUUUUGUUUUUUGUUUUUUUUCGAGACAGGGUUUCUCUGUAGCUUUGGAGCCUAUUCUGGAACUCGCUCUGUAGACCAGGCUGGCUUCGAACUCACAGAGAUCCGCCUGCCUCUGCCUCCCGAGUGCUGGGAUUAAAGGGGUGCGCCGCCGCCCAGUUUCCCCGUUCUUCCCUCCCUCCCUCUUUCUCACACUCCAGCUUUUCACCCUCCCUCCUUUACUUCCUCUCUCCCCUCCCUCCGUCCUCUCCCCUCCUCUUCUCUCCUUCCCUCCUCCUGUUGCUCACUUCCCCCCCCUCUCCCCCCUCCUCCUGUUGCUCACUUCCCCCCCUCUCUCCCUCCCUCCUCCUGUUGCUCACUUUCCCCCCUCUCUCUCCCUCCCUCCUCCUGUUGCUCACUUUCCCCCUCUCUCCCUCCUCCUCCUGUUGCUCACUUUCCCCCCUCUCUCCCUCCUCCUGUUGCUCACUUCCCCCCCCUCUCUCCCCCCUCCUCCCUUCUUCACCCUCCCCAUCUCCCUUCAUUUUCUGAGCUGAAGGGAAAAUAUUCUAAACCAAAAAUCCUAAAUGCUCUGCCCAAAGCCACUUUUGUGUGGGGACUGCCACCCUCGUGGUCCACAGGAGGGGGAGGGACCACAUCAGUGGACAGCACCACCUCCUCCCUGGCCCCAAAGGAGUGAAUGGACAGAAGACCGCAUGUCACCACCUGACCUUCCUGGAAGGCAGCACCCAACAGAGGACAGGGACCAGGCUGGCUCCGCACUGUGCUUUGCUCCCUUAAGCCAUAGGACUUGCUUGCUUUAACCAAUGGGGAAGGCUUGGGGUGGUCUGGUCUGAGGUGAGACUGCCGCAGCUGGGUUUCCUCACAGUGACUCGGCAGUUCACAGCACUCUGUGAUCAGUAACUCGUUUUCUAUGGAAAGGUCUUUUCAGGAUGCCCGGCCCCUGUGACUGCUGAUCAACAGCUGUGAUCAAGUCCAUCACUUAGAGCAGCGGUUCUCCACCUGAGGGUUCUGACCCCUCUGGGGGUCAAACGGCCCUUUCACCAGAUGUCCUGCAUAUCAGAUAUUUAUAUUACAUUCAUAACAGUAGCAAAACUGCAGUUAUGAAACAACAAUGAAAAUGAUUUUAUGGUUGCGGGUCACCACAACAUGAGGAACUGUAUUCAAGGGUCACAGCAUUAGGAGGGUUGAGAACCACUGACUUAGGGGACUCUGUCCCGUUCAAAUGCCCUGCACCAAAUGCAGGGGUUGGGGUUUUUAGUUAGAUUUCAGCCUCCCAGAGCCGCGGGGCAUUAUGUCCUUCCUAAGCUCUCACUGUAGGAAAGGGAUGGACACAUCACAGCUGCAAAACGGACAUUGGAUCCAAGUCUGGGUUCUGAGAAAAGACCCAAACAGGCAGGAUACAGAUGCCCUCUGGCUUCUGUCAUUUGAAAAAGUCACCUCCAGGGGUGUCUAAUGAUGAGUGGCAGCCAAGUCUACCCACUGCAGCCUCAGUGACUCUGUGGAGACCGCUCAGCCCAUGCAGCCUUUCCUCCCGGUGUGUCUGCUGAGCCUUGUGGGUGGCUUUGCAGGGCACAGACAUCCAGAGAGGAUGUCGGCAUCUGGGCUAACAUCUCCCAACCUUCUGCUGGCCUUCCUCAGCAUCUCCCUGACUCCAGCGGGAAAAUUUGUGGUGGUGUGGGGGGAGUGUCCCCCUGGAUCCCUGGGAGAAGGCGGAACCACAGCCCAUGUGGAUGAUGUGUGUUCUGGAAAGUUCUUUGGAUGUGGUGUUUGAACUUGGUCUGGAUCAUCCUGAGCACAGUGUGUUUGCAUAGAGGUUCUUAGCAUGGAUUUUCUUUAUUCCAAGAUUCCUGGCUCACGGCAUGGCUGCUCACCUGCUGAGCCCCCAGUCCACAGACUAACAGCAAGGGACCCUUCUGAGAGGCCAGGACAGUGUGGGCUUCCCAGCAGGGAACUCCCUGCCUCACUGGCUAGCUUAGGAGAAUCCCGAAGCUUUCCCUAUGAAACCUUCUGAAAUGGCACAGAAAACCAGAUCCCAUUAAAGAUAAAAUGAACCCUCCCCCUCAACUUAUAGGAAGACAGAGCGGUGCUAUGAGUACAAUUUUUAAUAAAAAAAUAUUUUGUUCCUUAA